Molecule: messenger RNA, 990 nt
Organism: Thermothelomyces thermophilus ATCC 42464
Lineage: Eukaryota; Fungi; Ascomycota; Sordariomycetes; Sordariales; Chaetomiaceae
Exons: 4
Coding region: 1-990 (329 amino acids)
Source: RefSeq, a predicted model, not a curated record
AUGCAGGAGAUUAAAAACACUCUCGCUGAGAAUUUCGGUGGUCCAGUCACGGCUCUGGGAUCACAUCAAUUCAAACUCGUCGACUGCCCGGAUCUCACGGGAAAAGUGGCUGUUGUGACUGGGGGAGUGAAGGUAUCGGCUUUGGUGUGGUUUAAUUACACCUUCCUCAAGCAUAGCAUAAACAAGGUCUAUACCCUAUCCGUCGCGGAAGAGGUCAUUAACGGAGCCAAGGAGGUCGUGGCAAGGGAGCUGGGUCAAGACAAAGCCGAUCGGAUCGUUUUCCUGCAAUGCGACCUGAGCGACUGGCUUCGCGUCAAGGAGAUAGCUGAGACUAUCAAGCACGACACGGACCGGCUGGACAACUUGGUCAACAACGCGGGCCGGGGUAUCAUGACGGCCGAGCUGACCUCGUGCAAAAAAAAAAACGCCGAGAGAGGCAACAUCGUCCGCAUCAGCAGCCAGGCCAGCAACAUGCACCACAAGGUACCGAGCGAUAUCAAAUUCGCCAGCCUAGAGGAGAUCAACACCGACCUGGGGCGGAACCAGCUGUAUAGCCGGAGCAAGCUGGCCGUCAUCCUCUACAAGCGGUAUUAUUUCGACCGCAGAGUGACUAGGAACGGUCACCUAAACCUGCUGAUGAACGCAACCCAUCCAGGUUUCGUAUCGUCGAAGCAGUCCAGGGCGGACAUCUUUGAGGCAUUCCCCAUCGGAGGCUUCGGCAUGUCUUACGGUCCCGAGCCCUUCAAGAAGGACGAGUUUGAGGGCGCCGUGCCCACCGUCUAUGCUGCGACCGUGGCCGACAAGGGCGGCCAGCACAUAUGCGCACCUGCCACCCCCGAGGCAGGAAGCGAGCUAUCGCAGAGCGAGGAGCUGGCCGAGAGGCUGAUGGAGUUGACAAGGAACGUGGUUAGGGAGAGAAGAUGGGGAGCGAAUCGCCCUGUGGCCAUGCAAACGGAGAAGGGGGACGCAGGAAGGGAGCCCGGAUUAUGA